Ciona intestinalis (vase tunicate) is the source of this 2473-nucleotide messenger RNA. NCBI's taxonomy places the organism in Eukaryota, Metazoa, Chordata, Ascidiacea, Phlebobranchia, Cionidae. The record is from RefSeq and is a predicted model, not a curated record.
GUUCAAUAAAAGUUGAUUAUUUUUGUGAGGUUUGUUAUUGUGAUAAGAUAUAACAUUAGUAGAAAGCCAUUUUUACGCGAAGAAGUGCUUGGUUCUUCAAAAGACGCAAUAUUUAGACGAAAAACAGUACUCAGCAAUGAUAUAAAAUGCUAUGCUGUGGAAUGGCUACGACUAUGACGUCACAGACGCGCGACAAUGGAAAACAAACCGCAAUGUUUUACAAUCCGUUUCCUGACUUGGUCUAUACCAACUUUGGGUGCAACAACAGCUGCACACGAUUACCGAACCAUAACGAAGAGCGGUGACGACGUUUGUCUUCGGUUUCUAAAAGCUUGUAUAUGUUGUGUAUGCGCCUUUCUUUCGCUUCACGUGUAAAGCCGUUUAGCCACUUAUACAAUUGAUUGUAUCAGCAAACUAUUCCUAAAGUCAUUUUAUAGCCUACUAAAAGGUAUGUAAUGCAGGCAGUGUUGCGCAAAUCAAGCGAAUAACGGUGACGCAGCAUGUUUUCGCGCAUUUUUAAAGUUAAUUUCCGGCACGAACGCCCGACUUUUUCCCCAAAAAAAUAGACAGCAGGUAUCAGUGAGGCCUAUUGAUCAUUUUGAACCUAAAAUUUUAGGUGGCCACUAGCUAAAGGAUUACCCAUUGGUCGUGAAAUGUUCAUCUGAUUUGGGUCGCGCUAAAAAAACUUUGGGAACCACUGUCUUAAGGAGUCAAUGAUUGUAAUAUAUACAACCCUAUUCCAUAUAUACGAAUAUGAUACUAGGAGAAAAAUACAAAUAUCGUUGGGUAGUGUUGUGUAUGGCGGCUGUGAUCAAUGGCUUAACAUGGGGGCUGCUGUAUUCUAUUGGUGUGAUAUACUCAAGUUGGCUUACUUGUUUCAAUGAACCAGCGAGUUAUGUAUCUGUGGCAGGAAGUUUGCCAUUGACCAUUGGAAGCUUGGGAGGUCCACUUUUUCGACCAACGGUUAAUAAGUUGGGUUUACGGGUGGCUAGUUUCUUCGGGGGUGUUUUGAUGGGUGCCGGAAUUGCAGUAAGCCACUUCGCUGAGUCUGUUCUUACACUUUGCUUUACAUUUGGUCUUGUGGCAGGCUUCGGAGCUGGCCUGGCAAACUUCAGUGCUUCAGUUGCGGUAAAUGAAUAUUUCUACCGCGAACGGUCGCUUGCUGAAGGAAUUAUGGGCGCGGGCUUGUGUGUUGGCAUGUUUCUACUGUCGAUGCUGCAGCAGCUUUUCAUUGAAACCUAUACAUGGCAGGGUACCAUGUUACUCACUGGCGGACUAUGCACACAUAUAUGCCUCGCCAGUCUCUUCUUCAUUCCGCCAAACGAAGUCGAAAAUCACCCUCUAAAUAUUUGGAGAAAAUCAAACUUAAAAUUGAGGGAGGAACCGAAGAUAAUGCAUGAGAUUGAAGAAGCUCAAAGAAACAACCUUAUCACUAAAAAAGUGGACGGAGGUAAUCCGGCAGACAAGAAGGGCCGUUGGGACUUUGUAAAAAUUUGGUGCGACCCAAGGUUCAUACUCAUAAUUGCAUCAGAUUUCUUGAGUUGGGUUGCCCUGUACGUUCCAUACGUCCAUCUUGUUGAGCGGGCAAGGACUCAAGACAUUUCUGAAAGUACGUCUGCAUGGCUUUCGCCGGUAAUUGGGUUUGGAGGGCUACUGGGUCGGCCUUUAGUCGGCUUUGCUGCGGAUUUCUUUAAAAUUCACCCCUUUUGGGCCUAUACUACAGUGCAGAUGCUUUGUGGAAUUGGAACAUUUCUCAGUCCGUUCUGGUCCAGCUUAGAAGGUCUUUUCGUGUUCGCUGUCUAUUUUGGCCUUCUGUCCAGUGGAUACGGGUUUAUUAAAGCAAGUGCCGCAAAAAUUCUUGGUCCAACCAACUACAUGGAUGCAUUUAGUUGGAUGUUACUGUUUGAGGGGAUAGGCACUUUUCUUGGACCUACAGUUGGUGGAGCCAUUUUUGACGUGACGCAGUCUUAUGAUUGGACUUUCCGAUUUGCUGGCGCCUGUCUUAUAAUCUCAGCAGCUAUUUGCGUAUCAAAACCACUUAUUGAUCGGCAAGCUAAAAAUUCCUACAUUUUUCGGCAAGCAGAACAGAGUGUAGUUAAUUGAAAAAAAAUAGGACAUUGAAUUCAAUGUAACUUGCUUUAUCCUCGCGUGGCCGGAAAACGACAGUCGUUAUAUAACACGGGUGUUCUGUUUUAUAUAUACCUCGUGUCAGUUUACACGAUUAACCAUGUAUAUCUUACUUUUUUGGUAAAUAUUUUUAUACAUAUGGAUGGCUGAUAAUUUGUACAAUUCAUUAAUGACUACUGGUUUGAAACAAUUGCCGUUAAGCAUCUUGUCCAAAGGACACAUGUACCCGCAAUGAUAUAGCAGCGGUUCAAUCUCACUCUAUAGGCUAUACACGAGUUUUUAUUUUUCGUUGGUACAUCCCCUUUUAAGCUGUUGUUGAAAAAAUACAGUAGGGUGGGUUAAGACA